Messenger RNA from Drosophila persimilis, 870 nucleotides. RefSeq lists its product as uncharacterized. NCBI's taxonomy places the organism in Eukaryota, Metazoa, Arthropoda, Insecta, Diptera, Drosophilidae. Bases 1 to 870 code for a protein of 289 amino acids. The record is from RefSeq and is a predicted model, not a curated record. The transcript has 3 exons.
AUGUGGCUGGUGCAGAUACUGUACUUGGUGGGCUCGUUGACGGUCUUUGCUGGUCUGCUGCUGGGCUACUGCGGAGAAAGUGUCAAUGGAGACUUCUACGGCAAUGCGAGUGCGAAGCUUCUGCGCUUCCGAGACUUUGAGCCCCGCCAGCAAGGGCGACACUUGGACGAGGCCUUCGCGGAGGAGAUGGAUGCGGAGAUGGACAUGGGGAUGGAUAUGGGCCUGCCUGGCGGGGGGCGGGAGGGACGUGGCUUCCACUUUCAUGCCAGCGGCGAGGAUGUCAGCGUCGAGUUGGAGUUCAUCGUGCCAUUCCUGAAGGUGCCGGUGAAGCGCAGCAUGGGCCUGGCCCGCGACGCCGUGCAGAACCUCCUGAACCUGCGCACGGGAACGCUGCUCAACACGGCGGUUGUGGUGGCUGCAGGAGCUGUCAUUGCAGCCGUGGUGCGCCUGCUCCUGGCUCCGCUGGUGAUCACGUCGCUGGGCAACGGACACGGACACGGAUACGGCUACAGAUCGGAUACCGCCAGAGGCAUGCGCAGCCUAACGGACGCUGUGGAGUCCCACCUGGAGGAGCACAACAUGGACGUGUCCGCCUGUGCCCAGCGCUACAUCUGCCAGUACCUGCAGCACAGUGUUUCCCCGAGCUAUGCGCGGGCUCUCCACGUGGUCGCCAGCUCUCCCUGGCUGGAUUCCCUCACCAAAGACACUGCGGUUCGCCAUGCCGUCGAAACGGCGCGAGGCAGUCGGACCUGUGCCUACACCUACGCGAGAUGUAGAUGGCCUCCUCCUCGGCCCUCUCUCGGGAAGCCCCGCUACUCGCUGUGGACCUCGCGGACGUUGCCAAAAGUCCUGCAGUACUUCAACGGUUGA